GGCGAAUCCGGUUCCCCCGGCGAGAACGGCUCCCCCGGCCCCAUGGGUCCCCGCGGGCUGCCCGGAGAGCGAGGACGUCCCGGCCCCUCCGGUGCCGCCGGCGCUCGUGGCAACGACGGUCUCCCCGGUCCCGCCGGACCCCCCGGACCCGUCGGCCCAGCCGGAGCUCCCGGCUUUCCUGGUGCCCCCGGCUCCAAGGGUGAAGCUGGUCCCACUGGAGCCCGAGGUCCCGAGGGUGCCCAGGGCCCCCGCGGCGAAUCCGGCACCCCCGGCUCCCCCGGCCCCGCCGGCGCCCCCGGUAACCCGGGCACCGACGGCAUCCCCGGAGCCAAGGGCUCGGCGGUGAGCGGGGGCCUCACGGGCCGCCCCGGUGACGCUGGACCCCAAGGCAAAGUCGGCCCCACCGGUGCCCCCGGCGAGGACGGGCGCCCCGGCCCCCCCGGCCCACAGGGUGCCCGUGGCCAGCCCGGUGUGAUGGGAUUCCCCGGCCCCAAAGGUGCCAACGGCGAGCGCGGCUUCCCCGGCGAGCGCGGCUCUCCCGGUGCCCAAGGGCUGCAGGGACCCCGCGGGCUGCCCGGGACCCCCGGCACCGACGGGCCCAAGGGUGCCACCGGCCCCGCCGGCCCCAACGGCGCCCAGGGACCCCCCGGGCUGCAGGGGAUGCCCGGGGAGAGAGGAGCGGCCGGAAUCGCCGGUCCCAAGGGAGACAGGGGAGACGUCGGCGAGAAGGGCCCCGAGGGAGCCCCCGGCAAGGACGGCGCCCGCGGUCUGACGGGUCCCAUCGGCCCCCCCGGCCCCGCCGGCCCCAACGGCGAGAAGGGUGAAUCCGGCCCUCCCGGCCCCUCCGGCGCUGCCGGUGCCCGCGGUGCCCCCGGGGAGCGUGGGGAGCCCGGAGCCCCCGGUCCCGCUGGAUUUGCCGGACCCCCGGGCGCCGACGGGCAACCGGGUGCCAAAGGCGAGCAGGGAGAGCCCGGGCAGAAGGGUGACGCCGGUGCCCCUGGUCCCCAAGGCCCCUCUGGGGCCCCUGGCCCACAGGGUCCAACUGGUGUAACUGGUCCCAAAGGAGCCCGGGGUGCUCAAGGACCCCCUGGAGCCACCGGAUUCCCCGGAGCUGCCGGACGCGUCGGACCCCCCGGCCCUAACGGUAACCCAGGCCCCCCCGGGCCCCCCGGCUCCGCUGGCAAGGACGGUCCCAAGGGCGCUCGAGGCGACGCCGGACCCCCGGGCCGUGCCGGGGACCCCGGGCUGCAGGGCCCCGCCGGCCCCCCCGGGGAGAAGGGAGAGCCCGGCGAGGACGGUCCCGCGGGUCCCGACGGGCCCCCGGGUCCCCAAGGCUUGGCGGGACAGCGCGGCAUCGUCGGCCUCCCCGGGCAGCGCGGGGAGAGGGGCUUUCCCGGCCUGCCGGGGCCAUCGGGUGAACCCGGCAAACAAGGAGCGCCCGGCUCUGCUGGCGACCGAGGCCCCCCCGGCCCCGUGGGUCCCCCCGGCCUGACGGGUCCCGCUGGAGAACCCGGCCGAGAGGGAAAUCCCGGCUCCGACGGUCCCCCGGGAAGAGACGGCGCGGCCGGAGUGAAGGGCGACCGAGGCGAGACGGGGCCCGUGGGUGCCCCCGGUGCUCCCGGCGCUCCCGGCGCUCCCGGGCCCGUGGGUCCCACCGGCAAACAAGGAGACAGAGGCGAGACGGGUGCACAAGGUCCCAUGGGUCCCUCUGGCCCUGCUGGCGCUCGGGGGAUGCCGGGUCCCCAAGGGCCUCGUGGUGACAAGGGCGAGACGGGAGAGGCUGGAGAGAGAGGGCUGAAGGGUCACCGUGGCUUCACCGGCCUGCAGGGUCUCCCUGGCCCCCCCGGUCCUUCUGGAGACCAAGGUGCUGCUGGUCCCGCAGGUCCCUCUGGUCCCAGGGGUCCCCCUGGCCCCGUGGGCCCCUCUGGCAAGGACGGCUCCAAUGGCAUGCCCGGCCCCAUCGGCCCCCCCGGGCCCCGCGGGCGGAGCGGAGAACCCGGCCCUGCAGGUCCUCCUGGAAACCCGGGUCCCCCCGGCCCCCCCGGGCCGCCCGGCACCGGCAUCGACAUGUCGGCGUUCGCGGGGCUGGGCCAGCCCGAGAAGGGCCCCGACCCCAUCCGGUACAUGAGGGCGGACGAGGCCGCCGGGAGCCUGAGGCAGCACGACGUGGAGGUGGACGCCACGCUCAAGUCCCUCAACAACCAGAUCGAGAG
Messenger RNA from Lepidothrix coronata (blue-crowned manakin), 2213 nucleotides. Its product is annotated as collagen alpha-1(II) chain-like. NCBI's taxonomy places the organism in Eukaryota, Metazoa, Chordata, Aves, Passeriformes, Pipridae. The annotation marks the transcript as partial. The record is from RefSeq and is a predicted model, not a curated record. The transcript has 27 exons.